CGAUAAUGAAGUCCUGGGAUUACCGAACCUUUUCCAAUCUGGAAAGAUGGUGGCAUGGUUUGACUCUUUUAAGCUUAGGCACCUGCGACGUAGAAUAGAAAACGGUGGCUCUCCGUAUAUCAUAAUUUACGGAAGACUUGUGCUUGUGCAAGCAUUAAUCUACUGUUUUUCACUAUUUGCAGCUAACAAUAGGGCACCACUUGAUCAAAGCAUCAGAUGAAGACAGGAGCCGUGUCGGAUUCAGACAACCAAUCAAAAUUUGCAAAUUGGAUUUGGGUUUACGCGGAGAGGUAUUUUCGAUCUGGGUCAUUUUUAAACUUUUCUGAAUCUCUAGAGAAGUUGGUAGUUUUGGGUGGUUUUUCUUCGUUCUUUCAAAGUUGUUCAGAACAAUAUAAAAGGUCAAAGGAUUGGAAUUGGUUUUGUUCUUGUGAUCUCAAGAAAUCACAUCGUCCGCCAUUAGCACUCGAUCUGACCUUCUCAGGGUAUGGAAUUCCACCAACAACACUCUAACAGUGAUGGGGUUUCUCAGAGAAUCAAUAGCCCAAGAUUUGCGGGAUCCGUGACACGAAGAGCUCACUCCUUCAAGCGAAAGAAUAGCAACAAUAGCAGCGGCAGUAACAGCCAUUGUACCCAACACGAGAUAGAUGUCCAGAUCAACUCCCCAAGAUCUGAAAACCCAAAUAAUCCUGCUUUGCAUGAUGGGUUGGUCUCACCGCCUGGAAGGAAGCAGACCCACAAUCAGAACCAGCGAGUUCUUGCCGGUGUUGCUCCUCUCUUCGGAAAGAAUUGUAAUCUUCUAAAGAAGCCAGUUGGAUCUAUUAUUGUUGAUCUGGUAUUGCGGCAGAGGAGGCGUCUGAGACGAUGGAUGUUCUUUCUAUUCUGCGGCUUCUCUUUGUUCUUGGGUGUUUUGAAGAUAUGCGCGAAUGGGUGGUUUGGAUCUUCUGUUGAACCAGCAGGGCCGUAUGUGGAUUUGUCUGACACCCGCAUCAUUGAUCAAACUCAUCAACAUGUACAUAGGGAGGGUGAAAGUGGUAUUGAACGGCCCCUAAUGAUGGUAGCAUCAAGCGUAGUUGACAACCAAAACAGAAUACUUGAAUACUCAGAUAUUUGGUCCAAGCCCGUCAGUGAGAAUUUCACUCAGUGUAUCGACCAGCCAAAGGGUGACAAAAAGCUGGAUGAUAAGACAAAUGGUUACCUUCUUGUAAAUGCAAAUGGAGGCUUGAAUCAGAUGAGAUUUGGGAUAUGCGAUAUGGUUGCUGUUGCUAAGAUGAUCAAGGCGACACUUGUCAUACCUUCACUUGAUCACACCUCCUUCUGGGCUGAUGAAAGUGGCUUCAAAGACCUUUUUGACUGGAAGCAUUUCAUAGAGACACUGAAAGAUGAUGUCCACAUUGUUGAGAAAUUACCACCUGACUGUGCUGGAAUUGAACCCUUCACAAAGACCCCAAUAUCCUGGUCCAAGGCCAGUUAUUAUAAAUCGGAGAUCCUCCCACUUCUGAAGCAGCACAAAGUUCUGUACUUCACACAUACUGAUUCCCGACUUGCCAAUAAUGGACUUCCGAAUUCCAUACAAAAGCUGAGGUGCCAUGUGGACUAUAGAGCAUUGAAAUAUUCAGACCCAAUUGAAGAAAUUGGGAACACCUUGGUUUCAAGGAUGCAAGAGAGUGGAAGCCCUUACGUAGCUCUCCAUUUAAGGUAUGAGAAGGAUAUGCUGGCAUUUACUGGCUGUAGUCAUAAUUUGACAGCAGAGGAAGAUGAGGAGCUCCGGAGAAUGCGUUAUGAAGUUCAUCAUUGGAAGGAGAAGGAGAUUGAUGGGUCUGAGAGAAGGAAGCUGGGGGGUUGCCCAUUGACUCCAAGAGAGACUUCCCUUCUGCUCAGAGGUUUGGGUUUCUCAUCGAAUACCAGGAUUUAUUUGGUGGCUGGGGAAGCUUAUGGGGAUGGAAGCAUGGAAUAUCUUACGAAUGAUUUCCCAAACAUCUUCUCUCAUUCUACUCUUUCUACGGAAGAAGAGUUGAAUCCUUUCAGAGAUCACCAGAACAUGCUCGCAGGUUUGGACUAUGUUGUUGCUCUUCAGAGUGAUGUUUUUAUUUACACCUACGAUGGGAAUAUGGCAAAAGCUGUGCAAGGUCAUAGACGCUUUGAGGGCUUCAGGAAAACCAUCAGCCCAGAGAGGCAUAAUUUUGUGAAACUUGUUGAUGAACUUGAUGAAGGAAAGAUCUCUUGGAAGAAAUUCAGUUCAAAAGUGAAGAAGCUUCACAAAGAUCGAAUUGGAGGUCCAUAUCUCAGGGAGCCUGGAGAGUUUCCUAAGCUGGAGGAGAGCUUCUAUGCAAACCCUCUUCCAGGAUGCAUAUGUGAAAAUCACCUAACAAGAAGUAAGAGUUAAUGAUUAUGGAAUACAUUCUUCUUUCACGGCGUGAACCACAUCAAAGCCAAGCAAAGCCGGAAAGGUUCCUGGCAUGGUUGUGAAUAUGUUUUUUCAAACAGUGGUGAGCUCAGAAAAGGCCAUCUAGAAGAAAAUAUCGCCGUGUCUGCAAAACCAUCUAAAAGGAAGCUGAAUGGAACCAACUCGAGAAGAUUAUUAUAUUUCAUACAGCUAAACUAAAGAGGAAGCAAGAGAUGGCUGUGUUGAUUAUUUUCAAAAGGAUGAACAGAAUACAUACACUAAAGCUGAAGCUCCAGAAACUGCAGGACAUACAGCAAUCACGUGGAGUAGGUUUUGUGCAAUGUAUAAUCUUGUUAAUGUAGCUUGGAUAAUUUGACUGGGGAUACAAAGGAUGCACAAACUGAUUGGCUGUGUGUCAUUCUCUUCAUGUAAUGAGAAGAAAUAAAAUGGAAAUGAUCAUUCUUGUGCUGCCGUACAAA
Molecule: messenger RNA, 2862 nt
Organism: Macadamia integrifolia
Lineage: Eukaryota; Viridiplantae; Streptophyta; Magnoliopsida; Proteales; Proteaceae
Product: O-fucosyltransferase 35-like
Exons: 9
Coding region: 485-2383 (632 amino acids)
Cellular component (GO): Golgi apparatus; chloroplast; cytoplasm
Source: RefSeq, a predicted model, not a curated record